This is a messenger RNA of Trichomonas vaginalis G3, 621 nucleotides long. RefSeq lists its product as uncharacterized. NCBI's taxonomy places the organism in Eukaryota, Parabasalia, Trichomonadida, Trichomonadidae. The record is from RefSeq and is a predicted model, not a curated record. The transcript has a single exon. Bases 1 to 621 code for a protein of 206 amino acids.
AUGAGAAGCAAAUCCAUCUUAGCUGGUGCCGUUAAUGUUCCAAUUGAACCAACAUCAAAUGUUGACUCACGAACGACAAACAAUAUUGUCAUAAAGAACUAUAGUUCGGAGUGUUUGAAAGAAAAAGAACCAGAACUUAAGUCGGUGAAUUUAAACUCAGCUUCAAACGCUAACGCUAACGCUACAUCAGAUGUUAAGUUAGAGUAUCCACCACUGGACCAAAUUCUUUCAAGAGAAGCCAACGACAACCCUUACACAAAUGUUCAAACAAAUCCUUCAGAUAACGUAGACCAUUACCUUCUUCAGUUAUACCAAACAAUUUUACUCAAAGACGAUAAGAAGCUUUUGACAAAUCUUAUAAGCAAGAACCAAAUAAUUCUAACAAAGGAGGACCUUGAAAAUGUUAUCUCACGAAUAACAGGGAAACAAUGUGUCAUUGACUAUCUCGACCCUGAAAUCGAAUGCUGUGGUCAAACUCCACUAUUCAUGAAAAUAGGUAACAUCCGCAUCAUUGAAACACCAGGAACUACAGGAGUUGAGUUUAAGUAUAGAUAUUCGAACGAGUAUAAAAAACUAUCUACUGACUAUAAGCUUUGUUUGAAAUAUGUUUUAGUAAAUUAA